Verticillium alfalfae VaMs.102 is the source of this 483-nucleotide messenger RNA. Its product is annotated as DUF866 domain-containing protein. The record is from RefSeq and is a predicted model, not a curated record. NCBI's taxonomy places the organism in Eukaryota, Fungi, Ascomycota, Sordariomycetes, Glomerellales, Plectosphaerellaceae. The transcript has 3 exons. Gene Ontology annotation, molecular function: zinc ion binding. Bases 1 to 483 code for a protein of 160 amino acids.
AUGUUCGCGUUAAUGCUCAAGGCUGAAUUGCAAGGGAUCACCAAUCUUCGCCCCGACGAUAGCGAGGAGAACCCCUUCUGGUACACUUUCAAGGUCCAGUGCACGUCAUGCCGUGAGACGCACGCCAAUACCGUCGGCGUCAGCCGUUUCGAAAACAACGAGAUCAGCGGAAGCCGUGGUGAGGCCAACUUUGUGUGGAAGUGCAAGAACUGCAAGCGCGAAUCUUCGGCCACAAUCAAGGCCGCUCCCACCUCAUAUGAGCAGGCCGAACCCGCCAAGGCGCAGAAGCUCCUCGAGUUCGACUGCCGAGGCCUCGAAUUCACCGAGUUCGUGCCCGAGGGCGAAUGGCUCGCUGACGCGAUCGAUACAAAGACCAAGUUCAGUGCCAUCGAGCUUACAGACGGAGAGUGGUAUGAUUAUGACGACAAAGCAGGCGAGGAGGUUAGCAUCAAGGAUCUGGUUUGGGAAAUCAAGCGCUCUUAA